GGCUCUCACACACGUCAAUCACUUCGAUUGGGAGUGACACAGGCCAACUGGUGUUAGCCGCGUGAUGGCGUCGCAGACGGUUUAAACUAGUAAUUAGAUGAAGACUAUAGUUUUUAACUCUGAUUUUUAGUCAUUUUGACAUCGUUUACAAUUUUAAGAAAUUUUUUUCACAUUUGUUCUACGGCCAAGUCUCGAACAAAGCAGAUGUGGACAGGGACUGUGCUCAGGCUGGGAGCUGCUGUGGCCUUCUCCCUCAGUGCGGAACUGCUCUGCAGAUUCCUGCAUCGCUCCAAACGGCCGAGAACCCUAAAUGAAGUUCUUUUCUUCCCUUCAAAGGUGGCCUGCGUGGAGCACGUCUUCUCUCCCGCUUCCCCUCACUCCUCUCACUGCCCAUUGCCUCAUGGCUUCGAGACCUCCUUCUCCCGUCUUCUGCGCUUCAUCCUGUCAGCUUCCUCCUCCCUCGAUUUGUGUGUGUUUUCUUUUUCUAACAUGGACCUGAGCAGGGCUGUCCUAGAACUGCACAGAAGGAGAGUAACCGUCAGAAUCCUGGUUGACAAGCAUUACUCCGUCAUCACCGGCUCCCAAAUUGGAGCCCUUCGCAAGGCGGGGAUCUGCGUGCGCAACGUGGGCCGCUAUGUGCACAUGCAUCACAAGUUUGCUGUGGUGGACAACCGGCUGCUCAUCACAGGCUCCCUCAACUGGACACUGGCAGCAGUGCAGAGCAACUCUGAGAACAUCAUCAUCACAGACGAGCCCGCCCUGGUCCGGCCCUACAUGAGGGAGUUUAGUAGGUUAUGGGCAGACAAUGAUCCAUCUCUGAAUGCCCCCUCAACUGACCAAACUCUGGAUUGUAUAGAUUAGAUUGAAUAGCACUAAGGAUUAAUGCAACGAGCCUUUCAGACCCUUCUAGUCAGCGGAUCAAAUUAAAGAAGAGGUUACUUUGAGUUUUGAAAGAAGCGCUCUGUUAUAUUUCUGGUGUUAUGUUGAGUUUUAAAGAAGUUGGUCCACUUGGACUGAUGUGUGAAUGUUACGAGACAAACAUUUACACCAAAAAUGUUUGAUAUUUUCUUAUUGUGAUUGUUGUACUUGUUUUCGGUACACGUUUUGUUUAAGCUCGUUUAAAACAUGUUGGACUUUUUCCAUUGCAGACGGCAUUUAUGUCGCAAUGUCAUCCUAUUUGCUAACAUGUCAUCUUUAUGAUCCUCACUUUUCCUCAUUUCAAAGGAAGUUUGUUCUUUUUGUGUAGAUCUUAGUCAAACUAUUUUGUUUUUUUUAUUGAAGCCUAUUGUCAGGUUUCGUGUCAUGUGGAGAGAUUAUUUUGUUGGAAUCAUUUAGAAAUGACUCUAGUUAUUAAGAACCCUGCAGGGUUUUUUGUUCAUUGUGUUUUAUUGGCUGUCUCAGAGACUCAGUGUCAAUUAAAAACAAACUGCUUUUGGCA
This is a messenger RNA of Entelurus aequoreus (snake pipefish), 1438 nucleotides long. RefSeq names its product phospholipase D family, member 6 (gene pld6). Lineage: Eukaryota; Metazoa; Chordata; Actinopteri; Syngnathiformes; Syngnathidae. Gene Ontology annotation, cellular component: mitochondrion. Gene Ontology annotation, biological process: piRNA processing. The record is from RefSeq and is a predicted model, not a curated record. Bases 205 to 861 code for a protein of 218 amino acids. The transcript has 4 exons. Gene Ontology annotation, molecular function: RNA endonuclease activity producing 5'-phosphomonoesters, hydrolytic mechanism.